Messenger RNA from Fragaria vesca subsp. vesca, 802 nucleotides. RefSeq names its product DNA replication complex GINS protein SLD5-like. The record is from RefSeq and is a predicted model, not a curated record. Gene Ontology annotation, cellular component: GINS complex. The transcript is spliced from 6 exons. Lineage: Eukaryota; Viridiplantae; Streptophyta; Magnoliopsida; Rosales; Rosaceae. Bases 314 to 802 code for a protein of 162 amino acids. Gene Ontology annotation, biological process: DNA-templated DNA replication; double-strand break repair via break-induced replication.
GGAAAACCCAGCGAUGAGGCCCAAGAAUUAAAACGGAGAGAACCUAAAACAGGAAAAGCGGACUGUUUUAGCGAAGAAAGGAGAUGAAAUUGGUAAUCGGAUCAGAUGGACGGGAGAGACAGAGGAGAAGGGUCAACGGUGGAGUACGAGACGUUGAUUCUGACGACGGACGUGGAGCUUCUGAAGAGGGCAUGGCGGCACGAGAAGGCGUCGCCGGAGAUUUUGAAAUUCGAGACUGAUUUGAUUGCCAGGCGAAUUGGUGGAAGAAAAUGUAGUGCAAGAUGCUCAAUCUGGUAUUGAUCCACUCUACCAGAUGGAUUUGGACAGGACUCAGUUCUUGUUGAGAUCUUAUCUUCGAAUUCGGCUGCAGAAGAUUGAGAAAUACAUCUUUCACAUCUUAGCUGCUGCUGAACUCUACAACCGUCUCUCUAAACAGAAGGCGUUUGCAAAAAUGUGUCUUGUUGAUUUGGAGAAGCAUCUUGAAGAGAGUGUUCUGUCAAAAUUGGGUAAUAACUACCAGUCUAUAUUCCAGCAAUCCAUGAUCAGUGAAGAGAAUGACAUGGGUACUCACAAUAUCUUCUUUCCAGUGGCAAAACUUCAAUUAGACAUGUUUGUUGUAUGCAAAACAAAUCACUAUCUUGGACAUAUCCAGCCUGAGGACAAUGAAGAUGAACCAUCAGAUAACAGGGCGAAUCAGAGACCUUUGGAGGAGCCUUUCGAAAUGGAGCCUGAUGUUUUAUGCUUUGUGCGUUAUAAAGCAGUAAAGAGAUUUGUAGAGGAAGGGAGGAUUGAUUUAUUCUGA